CAUACAUAGAAACUAGAAACUCAACACACCCAUUGCCAUUGCCAUUGCCAUUGCCACUGGGUCCCUCUCAUUCUUUCUUUAAUAUUUAUUAUUACUAGUUACAAGUCUCAUAUCAUAUACUUUAACCUAAAGCCCCCUCACUCUCACUCACACACUCUCUCUCUCUAUAUAUAUAUAUGAUUAUAUCCUAUCCCUCCAUUUGCAAUUAACGACAAGGUGGACUGCAGGUGCUGACUGGUAUUUCGACAUCUUAUAAGCUCACGACAACACCCUCUUCUCAUUUCUCCGUACCACUCAGCUCUUUGUUCCAAGUCUAACGUUGUAUUAUUGCAAUCCCCACUCCUUUAAAUCUCCCCUGACCUCACUCGGAGGAUCAAUAUUAUUAUCUAUCAAUAACAUGCAUCGGUGCUGCAGUAGUGGCUCCCAGGGGCACGUCAUGGGACUGGGACCCUGCACAUGUGGGAUGUUCCACACCCAAACAAGUUCCUUCUCCAUGCUCUUCUCCAUGCCCAACCACGAAUCCCAAAUCUACGACUACUCCUCCUCCCCCUCCGUCGACUGCACCCUCUCCCUCGGAACCCCUUCCACCCGUUUCUCCCAGGACCAAGAAAAACCAACCAAACGCCGCUCCGUCUCCAACUUCUGCUGGGACAUACUACAACAAUCCAAACACAACAACCCCCAAUCCCAAACCAAAUCCCCACGUCCCACGAAUACCACCGACUCUCUCCUCGCUCGCCGCUGCGCCAAUUGCGACACCACUUCCACGCCUCUUUGGAGAAAUGGACCCCGAGGCCCCAAGUCGCUGUGCAAUGCGUGCGGGAUAAGAUUCAAGAAGGAGGAGAGAAGAGCGAGCGCGGCGGCGGCAUCCGGCGGCGUGAUGGAGUCGGCGCAGGCGUACAAUAACUCGUGGUACGCGCAGCAGCAGAGUCAGAAGAUGCAGUGCUUCUCGCCGGGGAUGGGGAGCGAGUUCCGUUUCGUGGAGGACGCCGAUCGAGACGCCGAGAACGGCAUUCCGUUUCUCUCUUGGAGACUCAACGUGACGGACAGAACCAGCCUCGUUCACGACUUCACCAGAUGAACGUUGAAAAAGAAAAACAAAAAAAAAAAAGAAUUAAAAUAAAGCAUAUAUAAGAAUAAUGACAGAAGAGAAGAUUACAAAAGGAGGUAGUAACGUGUAGUUACCAUGAACCGGUCAAGAGGCAGUUAUACGUCAACGUUUUACGAUGAUGUUUUUGAUUGCGAUGGUUACGGUCGGUCUCGUCGAGAUUAUGUUUCUUUUUUUUACUUUUUAGCUUUUCCGUUUUGUUUGCUUCUUCCUUCUCUCCCUCUUGGUGUGAGAAUGGAUAAUUCUAUAUUCUUAGCCUGUUUUUCGAUCCUUUGGACUUACUAUUUCUUUAACUUUCUCUUUCAGUUACAUAUAACCUACUUUUUUGUUGCUUCA
Molecule: messenger RNA, 1444 nt
Organism: Cajanus cajan (pigeon pea)
Lineage: Eukaryota; Viridiplantae; Streptophyta; Magnoliopsida; Fabales; Fabaceae
Product: GATA transcription factor 19
Biological process (GO): regulation of DNA-templated transcription
Molecular function (GO): sequence-specific DNA binding; zinc ion binding
Source: RefSeq, a predicted model, not a curated record